Messenger RNA from Fraxinus pennsylvanica, 891 nucleotides. NCBI's taxonomy places the organism in Eukaryota, Viridiplantae, Streptophyta, Magnoliopsida, Lamiales, Oleaceae. The record is from the annotation of a GenBank genome assembly.
AUGUCAAUGGAGCCUCCGCCAUUCGAAGAAGCCUCGCGUUGUAACGUCUGUAAAUGCAGCUUCACCACCUUCCGCCGUCGGCAUCACUGCCGAUGUUGUGGCCGAACUUUAUGUGCUGAACAUUCAUCAAACCAAAUGGCCUUGCCACAAUUUGGUAUUCACUCUGAUGUGAGAGUAUGUGCUGAAUGUUUCAAUAAUGCCUCCAGAUCAAAGAAAGAUGACACGCCAGCUUCUUCAAAUGGUGUUAAUGCUGUAACAGAUUCAGUUUCGAGGUUGGAUAUCAAUGUAGUUGCAGAUACCAAAUCUAAACCAACAGCUGAGAAACUACCAGUUCCUGGCAUUUUAGAGUGCAAGUGUGGAAUGCCUUUGUGUAUUUGUGAAGUACCAGCUCCUCCAACUGAUUCUGUUACCCUACAGGCAAGUGCUCUCACAUGUCUGGUAAAAACUACUUCCCCUCCCACAAUUCAAUUGAAUCCAAAGCCAAAAAAGGCAGACCCAAUUCCAAAGAGCAGAGGUUCAACAUCAAACAUCAAACCAAGUACUAUAUUUAAUCUUGGUCAAGCUACUAACAAUAGCCUAGAUAGAUCAUCCACGGAUUAUGAAGUUAGUGGAGAGGGUUUGAGAGAAGCAAUAAAAAAUGGUGAUAUAGCUUCUGCUAAGAAGCUUUUGAGUCAGGGAGUCGAUGCAAAUUACUGUGACAAACAAGGUUCAUCUUUAUUACAUCUGGCAGCAGUUUUCAAUCAAACUGAGAUAGCUUUUGCCCUCAUGGAUCAUGGAGCACGCAUGGACUCCAAGAAUUUACAAGGUGAAACGCCACUAGAUUGUGCACCUGCCACAUUGCAAUAUAGAAUGAAGAAGAAGAUAGAAGAAAGUAUGCAAGUCGAUCCAUGA